AUGGUGGAAGAUUUUAACAAAUUGAAUGCGGUUUUUGGUGAUAGAAUUAAAGAUAUUAGUGGUAAUGCAGAAAGUUCAAAAGGUAAAGAAGGUAAAAAAAUUGAGACGGAUAGUGAUUUAUUGAAUGUAAAUAAAAAACGUAUUGCGCAAACUCAGGAUGCUAGGGAUGAUAGUGAUAGUGAUAUUUGUGGGGGAGAAAUAUAG
Molecule: messenger RNA, 204 nt
Organism: Rhizophagus irregularis DAOM 181602=DAOM 197198
Lineage: Eukaryota; Fungi; Glomeromycota; Glomeromycetes; Glomerales; Glomeraceae
Source: RefSeq, a predicted model, not a curated record